UUCACUUUGGGUGAUACAUUUUACAUACAUCAGUUUUCAUGACAAGUUCAUGUUGAAAUUUUAAAUAAUACGCAAUUUUACCGUAACUUAGUUUAUUAUCAUGAUUAAAAUCAGCUACACAUAGUUAAAUGGUUAUAUGAAAUUUUAAUACUUAAUUAUGAAUUACAGUAAUUCAGUAUUAAUUGGAAACUGGAGCGAGGAGAGAUUAAAGAACGAGUAUGAAUUUAAACUAUUUCUCAGAAAACGUGACAGGCGGGAACUAUUACUACAAAGGUCUAGAACGUUGUUCAGCAAUCUACUGAGAGAAAGACCUUUGGCAAUAAGUGGUACUUACGUUCAAUAUGGAUUUAAUGUACAAGUAGUCGCGUCGGAUAUGCCAGCGAAAGCGAAGAUGGCGAACGGCAAGCAGCAAUACGGGUUGGCCAUGUCGAUUCUGGUGCGGGAGCGGCAGGUGGACUAUGUGCAGAAUAUAUGCGAUGGUUGUCUCAUGACCAUGUCGCCUAUCGUCACGCCGUGCUGUCGGAACACUUUCGUUAUCAUUAGUGCUAAAAAUGAACAAGUUCGCGGGAAGGAAAUGAAAUAUGGUGAUGAAUUUCUGUUGAAGGCUGAGAAUUAUGGAGAGCCUGAGGCAGCUCCACUGUACGUGAGGUACUCGCCGUCCAGCUCGCCCGCUCCAGCAGACCGCAUGCCGAUGCGGCUGAGCACUACAAAAGACAGCAACUGCCGGUUCACUACCAUGCCGCUUUUGCCAUGCGAUCGGCUUGAAGGAUUAGGUAGCCCUGUUAAGACUGGUGCCAAGCUUGUCAUUAAAAACUGUGUCGCAGACAAGAGUUUAUGCGUCAUGAAUCAGAAUUGGAUGCAGACAUUUUUUGGACCUGAGUGUGGAGUGACUUGCCGUAACUACAUAGAUAUUCACGGAAGAUAUACUGCGGAAAAUGUGUUCACUUUGGUCAGUGAUGUCGAGACCAAAACCAAAGAUUAGUUGAAUAUUUACUAAUUAUUGUUAAAUGUUAUUGUUUUCACGAAUGGUUUUUGAACUAAUUAGGUACUACUUAUGUUUCGUGCUUUUUACCAUUUGUAAUAUUUCAUUAGGUUACUUUUGCUUGUUAAUUUAUUGUAUUUGUGUUAGUGGAUACGGUUUCGAAAUAGAAACUUGGUGUUGACUGU
Helicoverpa armigera (cotton bollworm) is the source of this 1167-nucleotide messenger RNA. RefSeq names its product cilia- and flagella-associated protein 161. The record is from RefSeq and is a predicted model, not a curated record. Gene Ontology annotation, cellular component: motile cilium. Gene Ontology annotation, biological process: cilium assembly. The transcript is spliced from 8 exons. NCBI's taxonomy places the organism in Eukaryota, Metazoa, Arthropoda, Insecta, Lepidoptera, Noctuidae. Bases 158 to 982 code for a protein of 274 amino acids.